UUAGUGCAGUUAGGCCACGAUCGGUUUAAAUGCUAAUAUUUUGCGAGGAUAGAUGAAUAUUAUAAGAUUCUAACUAGAAAUAUUGUAAUACCCGCAUUCAAGCAUAAAAUUAAUUCAGUAGCCGGGAUCAUUUAUAAGGAACGGUUACCAAGCUCAGAACAAAGAAUGACACUUAAGUGAAGUGAACAGACAUGACAACCGUCGACCGUGCAUAGGAUAGAGAAAAAAUUUAUAAGCUGUGUUUUAACUAGGUUUGAAUUAUUGUUUUCAUCAUAAUUUGUAUAAAUAGGAAACAAUUACAAUAAAUUUUUAAAUGGGUAUAUUAACACUGCAAUAUGGUCAAUGUGGAAAUCAAAUUGGACAUGAUCUUUAUUCUCUUCUACUUGAGGAUAUUCAACAAAGAAAAAAAGAUAACCCCCACUUUAGUUACGAAUACAUUGAUCAAUGGUUUGAUAUGGACAACAAAGGAAUGUUUAGGCCAAGAAGUAUUAUGAUUGAUACUGAAACCAAAGUAUUAAAUUCAUUAAAAAAAUCUCCCCAGAUGAACUUGAAUCGAGUUGUUGCUGAAUCUAUCGGAGGGUGUGCAAAUAAUUGGGCUGCAGGUUACAUGGAAAACAAUAAAACAUUCAUACAGGAAGUUCUUGAUAUAGUUAGGAGCGAAAAUGAAAAAUCAGAUUCAGUUUUGUCACUUUUAAAUAUUUAUAGCCUUUCUGGUGGAACUGGUUCUGGAGUUGGUAGUUCUAUUAUUGAAAAUCUAUGUGACCUAUAUUCUAAGAAGAAUAUUAUUAAUUGUGCAGUUUUACCUUAUGUAAGAGGAGAAAUUUCAACACAGUCAUAUAAUUGUGUUUUGAACUUGUCAAAACUAUAUUCAAUCACAACCAGUACAAUUAUCUUUGAAAAUGAAAAGUUGCUACAUUUGUGUAAAUAUAGUUUAGGACUUAGUAACAUUAAUUAUUAUGAUAUUAAUAGAAUAAUUUCUCAACAAAUUGCUUCAUUUUUCCAUCCAGUUAAAAACGUUAAUGAUAGUCUAAAUUUAAUAAAUAAUUUAGUUGUGCAUCCUUAUUACAAAUUCUUACAGAUCAGAACUGAACCAAAUGUGAAAAUCACUUUUGAAAAUUCUUUGGAAAAUGCUAUGAUUAAACAAUCCUGUUAUGACCUCAAGCACUCAAAUAAGGUCAAUAAAUGUUUGUCAAGUGUAUUCAUUUGCCGUGGUAAGGAAAUUAGUAUCUCGAAAAUACUUAAAAAUUCACACAAUUUUGUUUCUUGGAUACCAGAGCAACACAAAAACAGUAUUUACUAUGUUAAUUCACCUUUUUUAAAGUACAAAUCAUUCUUAACACAGUGCUUCAAUGCAAAUAACAUUGUUACACCUUUGCAAACUCUCAUUAAUGAUGCUUGGAUUAGUUUUACACAUGGGGCAUAUUUACAUCAUUAUAACAGCUUUGGUGUUGAUAAGGAAUAUUUUUUAAAUUCAUUCCAACAAAUGGAAAAUAUUUUGUAUGAUUAUAUAAAUAUUUGAGACAAUAAAGUAAUUAAAAAUCA
Anthonomus grandis grandis is the source of this 1542-nucleotide messenger RNA. RefSeq names its product tubulin delta chain-like. Bases 314 to 1519 code for a protein of 401 amino acids. Gene Ontology annotation, cellular component: microtubule; cytoplasm. Gene Ontology annotation, biological process: mitotic cell cycle; microtubule cytoskeleton organization. Gene Ontology annotation, molecular function: structural constituent of cytoskeleton; GTP binding. The record is from RefSeq and is a predicted model, not a curated record. The transcript has 2 exons. Lineage: Eukaryota; Metazoa; Arthropoda; Insecta; Coleoptera; Curculionidae.